UCCAAUUUGAACCAUUCGAAUCGACCCGUUCUUUGCCCCAUAAGCUUUCAUAUCUGCUUUACCGUUAGUGCGUUAUUCAGUUCCCAAAAGUCUAAGUACUAAUUACACCAUCCCGACCUCAUAAUAGAAACAUAACUCGCCGGCAAAUUUCUCCGUGUCCACCUUAUCCAUCGUCCUGGAUUUCUUCGCAUAUCCGAGAUAUUCGGCUUUUUACAGAGCAAAGAUGGCUUCUAUUGAGGCUGAGUUUACGGAGGAGAGAGCCAUGUUGAUCCAGCGCCUAAUGAAAUCCACCAACGUUCACUUAGUCGACAAGGCGAAUCAUGCCUUCAUUUGGUUGUGUGAUGUGGAGGUGCUGCGAGGAAUGGUAAGGCAUGCGGAGUCCGGAACGCCUAGCGCGAGCCAGGUGGCUUUGAGUCUUCGGGCGGGCCCACACGUCGUCAAACAGUUGAAGUCCUGGCUUGCCCGUCGUACAAGCAAAAGCGACACCGAUGAAGCUGCCGACGUUGAACCGGCCACCCCGGCCACCCCGUCUACCCCCACACCCGCUACGGGAGAGUCCCCCCAACCCUCGCCUACCACACCUUCCAAGAGAAAGGCUAGCAAGUCGGAGUCCCCCUCGCCAACCAAAAUUCCUCGUGUUACUAACCCUGGACUUCAACGGUCCAAAACUGCGGAAGAUAUAGCCAAAGCCCGAGAUAACGGCCGUUGUGUUGUGACCCAGAUGGGGGAGCCAGUCCAGAUAUGUCAUAUUUACCCACACUCAAUGGGGGAAAAGACUGGGGGUGAGCGGGAUGAGUUUUGGAUGCUACUUCAGGCGUUCUGGCCCGUCAACAAGAUUGAGCAAUGGAAGAAUGACAUCUUUGGGCCCAAGGGCACAGAGAUGCCCCAAAAUCUCCUGUGUCUGUCGAAUAUCGUACAUGAUCUUUGGGGUAAAGCCCGGCUUGCCUUUGAACCCGUCGAAAUGGCGGCGGACGGAACCUCCCUCACCAUUCGCUUUUGGUGGUUACCGGGCACCAAGCUUCACGGGCGUGUGGCACUUUGUGUCCCUCCGUCUCUCCCUGCGUCGUUGAAGGCGAGCCCUUUAAAUGCCAAAUUAUGGAAUUGCGAAACUGACGCGCCCAUAUAUUCUGGUGAAACCAUAAUUUUGACUACUACUGAUCCUGUAGCCAUGCCACUCCCUUCUUUUGAACUUCUGCAUAUGCAGUGGAUGUUGACCCGUGUUGCUGCACUUUGCGGUGCAGCGGAUGUGACAGACGAGGACCUGGAAGAUGAAGACUUGGGAGAUGAAGACUUGGAAGAUGAAGACUUUCAGUCUGGGGGUGAGAUGGCAAGCCCAAUUCCUGAAGCAUUGCCCCCACAGGCUUAGUUCUGUCCUGAUCCACGAACGGAUUAUCCCGGGAGGUCUGAAGCAACUUUGGUACGAAAGUCCGAACUUGAAGACCAUCUCUCCUUAGUGCUAUAUAUUAGCCCCUCAAUGGAUACUUGCUUGCCACUAAUUAAGGAGAAUGCGAGAGUGCUUAAAGGUAGUAUUGCUCUCCCUCGAAGGUUUAGGGGGCGCUGUGAAUAUAGUUUCAGCCGAUAUCGGACAUUCCAAGUAAGAAGAACAGAACAGACGGAUGUCCAAGAUGUGUUGUAAUCAUCCUGCAAUAAU
Messenger RNA from Aspergillus eucalypticola CBS 122712, 1651 nucleotides. Its product is annotated as HNH endonuclease signature motif containing protein. The transcript has a single exon. The record is from RefSeq and is a predicted model, not a curated record. The coding region runs from base 224 to 1366 and encodes 380 amino acids. Lineage: Eukaryota; Fungi; Ascomycota; Eurotiomycetes; Eurotiales; Aspergillaceae.